Messenger RNA from Choloepus didactylus (southern two-toed sloth), 300 nucleotides. RefSeq names its product FUN14 domain-containing protein 1-like. NCBI's taxonomy places the organism in Eukaryota, Metazoa, Chordata, Mammalia, Pilosa, Megalonychidae. Gene Ontology annotation, cellular component: mitochondrial outer membrane. The transcript has a single exon. The record is from RefSeq and is a predicted model, not a curated record. The coding region runs from base 1 to 300 and encodes 99 amino acids. Gene Ontology annotation, biological process: autophagy of mitochondrion.
AUGGGUGGAGUGACUGGCUGGUGUGUGGGAUUUUUGUUUCAGAAAGUUGGAAAACUUGCAGCAACUGCAGUAGGUGGUGGCUUUCUUCCACUUCAGAUUGCUAGUCUCAGUGGCUAUGUGCAGAUCAACUGGAAGAGAGUUGAAAAAGUUGUAAAAAAAGGCAAAAAGAUUAAGAAACGAGCAAAUAAAACAGCACCUGGAAUCAACAAUAUAAUUGAAGAAGCAGCAGAAUUUGUCAAACAGAACAUUGUGAUAUCCAGUGAAUUUGUGGGAGGCUUUUGGCUAGGCCUUGCAUCUUAA